This is a messenger RNA of Oncorhynchus kisutch (coho salmon), 3728 nucleotides long. Its product is annotated as nuclear receptor subfamily 0 group B member 1. Lineage: Eukaryota; Metazoa; Chordata; Actinopteri; Salmoniformes; Salmonidae. Gene Ontology annotation, molecular function: transcription corepressor activity; transcription factor binding. The record is from RefSeq and is a predicted model, not a curated record. The transcript is spliced from 2 exons. Gene Ontology annotation, cellular component: nucleus; cytoplasm. The coding region runs from base 117 to 1082 and encodes 321 amino acids. Gene Ontology annotation, biological process: negative regulation of transcription by RNA polymerase II.
AAAGGGGGGAGAGAGAGAGCAUGAGUGAGUGAGUGGGAGGCGUCUCUGAGGUGGAAUAUGUAAAAAGUCUAAACAACAAGUCCUCCAAGCUCGGGGACAGACGGGAGCUAGUAUAAAUGUGCUGCUGUUGGCGCGGGGGUAAUAGGGGCCAAAAAACACCCUCCCCCUCUCUGGAUGUAAGCGCGCCACUGGCCAUGGCCACUCUGGAGGGCUGUCAUUGUCAGGGCGCCGGGGGGCAAAACAAUAACAACAGCAUCCUGUACAACAUACUGAAGAACGACAGCCUUACGACCACCGAGGAACCAACAUCACAACCACAACACAGACAGCAGCACCAAGUGCUCAAGGUCUCCUCCUGCUCCUCUUCUUCGCGGUUCGAGCUUAGGCAGCAACAGGCUUGCUCUUGCGGUUCCUCGCUGCGACGGGGGUCUCUCCGGUCCCCCCAGGUGACCUGCAAAGCCGCAUCGGCGGUCCUCAUGAAGACUCUGCGAUUUGUAAAGAACGUGCCGUGUUUCCGCGAGCUUCCCGAGGAUGACCAGCUGCUGCUCGUUCGGAACGGCUGGGUGCCGCUGCUUGUGCUGGGCCUCGCGCAGGACCGGGUGGACUUCGAGACCACGGAGACCGCGGAACCUAGCAUGUUGCAGCGGAUCCUGACCGGCGGCUGUGUCAGCCAAGGCGGCUUAAUGGACAGACAGGUUGAGCCGGAGCAGAGCGCGGGAACACCCGGGGUCUCUCUCGCGGAUAUCCAGGGCAUCAAAGAGUUCCUGAAAAAGUGUUGGGGUUUAGACAUCAGUACCAAGGAAUAUGCCUACCUCAAAGGAGCCGUGCUCUUCAACUCAGAUCUCCCUGGUCUGUGCUACCUCAACUACAUCCAGUCACUGCGGAGCGAGGCUCACCAGGCUCUCAACGAGUAUGUGAAGCUGAUCCACAGGGACGACGCCACGCGCUUUGCCAAGCUGCUCAUCGCCCUGGCCAUGCUGAGGGCCAUCAGCCCCCCGGUGGUGGCACAGCUCUUCUUCAAGCCCAUCAUUGGAGCCGUCAAUAUGGAGGAGGUCCUGCUGGAGAUGUUCUAUGGGAAGUAGAGGCUUUCUAUGGUCCUGUCCAGAAACAACCCCUAGAUAUAGCCCCCAAGUCCUUCUCUUAGUCCUUACUCCCUAGGCAAUUUCACCUAUUCCAUACCCACUAGAAACGUGACCUUGCCAUAGACUCUCCACCCCCAUUUCCCCACUUCCGCUAGCCCCUAGCUCCUAUUGGAUAGUAAUAAGCAAAAAAAACAUGCCCAAUACAGGAACAAUAUGAUAGCUCCACCUUGCCCUCCAGUUGGCUAUACAGGAACAAUAUGAUAGCUCCACCUUGCCCUCCGGUUGGCUAUACAGGAACAAUAUGAUAGCUCCACCUUGCCCUCCAGUUGGCUAUACAGGAACAAUAUGAUAGCUCCACCUUGCCCUCCAGUUGGCUAUACAGGAACAAUAUGAUAGCUCCACCUUGCCCUCCAGUUGGCUAUACAGGAACAAUAUGAUAGCUCCACCUUGCCCUCCGGUUGGCUAUACAGGAACAAUAUGAUAGCUCCACCUUGCCCUCCAGUUGGCUAUACAGGAACAAUAUGAUAGCUCCACCUUGCCCUCCGGUUGGCUAUACAGGAACAAUAUGAUAGCUCCACCUUGCCCUCCAGUUGGCUAUAAAGGAACAAUAUGAUAGCUCCACCUUGCCCUCCAGUUGGCUAUAAAGGAACAAUAUGAUAGCUCCACCUUGCCCUCCAGUUGGCUAUACAGGAACAAUAUGAUAGCUCCACCUUGCCCUCCGGUUGGCUAUAAAGAAACAAUAUGAUAGCUCCACCUUGCCCUCCGGUUGGCUAUAAAGGAACAAUAUGAUAGCUCCACCUUGCCCUCCAGUUGGCUAUACAGGAACAAUAUGAUAGCUCCAUCUUGCCCUCCAGUUGGCUAUACAGGAACAAUAUGAUAGCUCCACCUUGCCCUCCAGUUGGCUAUACAGGAACAAUAUGAUAGCUCCACCUUGCCCUCCGGUUGGCUAUAAAGGAACAAUAUGAUAGCUCCACCUUGCCCUCCAGUUGGCUAUACAGGAACAAUAUGAUAGCUCCAUCUUGCCCUCCAGUUGGCUAUACAGGAACAAUAUGAUAGCUCCACCUUGCCCUCCGGUUGGCUAUAAAGGAACAAUAUGAUAGCUCCACCUUGCCCUCCGGUUGGCUAUACAGGAACAAUAUGAUAGCUCCAUCUUGCCCUCCGGUUGGCUAUACAGGAACAAUAUGAUAGCUCCAUCUUGCCCUCCAGUUGGCUAUACAGGAACAAUAUGAUAGCUCUACCUUGCCCUCCGGUUGGCUAUACAGGAACAAUAUGAUAGCUCCACCUUGCCCUCCGGUUGGCUAUACAGGAACAAUAUGAUAGCUCCAUCUUGCCCUCCAGUUGGCUAUACAGGAACAAUAUGAUAGCUCCACCUUGCCCUCCGGUUGGCUAUACAGGAACAAUAUGAUAGCUCCACCUUGCCCUCCGGUUGGCUAUACAGGAACAAUAUGAUAGCUCCACCUUGCCCUCCGGUUGGCUAUACAGGAACAAUAUGAUAGCUCCAUCUUGCCCUCCAGUUGGCUAUAAAGGAACAAUAUGAUAGCUCCACCUUGCCCUCCAGUUGGCUAUACAGGAACAAUAUGAUAGCUCCAUCUUGCCCUCCAGUUGGCUAUACAGGAACAAUAUGAUAGCUCCAUCUUGCCCUCCAGUUGGCUAUACAGGAACAAUAUGAUAGCUCCACCUUGCCCUCCGGUUGGCUAUGCAGGAACAAUAUGAUAGCUCCAUCUUGCCCUCCGGUUGGCUAUACAGGAACAAGAUGAUAGCUCCAUCUUACCCUCCGGUUGGCUGUACAGGAACAAUAUAUGAUAGCUCCAUCUUGCCCUCCGGUUGGCUGUACAGGAACAAUAUAUGAUAGCUCCAUCUUACCCUCCGGUUGGCUGUACAGGAACAAUAUAUGAUAGCUCCAUCUUGCCCUCCGGUUGGCUAUACAGGAACAAGAUGAUAGCUCCAUCUUACCCUCCGGUUGGCUAUAAAUGUUUUUUUUGCUAUAUUACAUCUAUCAAAUCCUCUCAGAUCAAUAUCUGUGGGGUUUAUUCUGGACUGGCCCUUUCCAUCGAACGGACAGAAGAACACAUCUGUAGUUCUAGUAGAACUAACUAACUGUUAACCAACCGUUUGAUCUGAAUGGACCAUUGAACAGAAGGACAGACAAAGGAAGAGAUGUGUGUUUUGUUAAAGAUGUUUUGGACACUGGUUGAUUAAGAACAGUGGGGGUGAAGGGGGUGUUGGGGGCAGGCUGAUGAUCAGCCUGUAACUUUCUUUUUAUAUAAAACAAUUUUUCUAUCAUAAAAGUAUUCUCUGAACUGCUUUGCCGUGCUUGUGUCAGGUGAGUGGUGCUCAAACUGUCUCUAUGGUGAUCAGAAAGGUGUAGGAUGAUGUUGCCCCUGGACACUGAUCUAAGGUCAGAGUGGAGUUUUACCCCCUAACGAUUAAGGUUAAGGGUAAAAUGUUCCUAGAUCUGUGCCUAAGGGCAACAUCUACCCAGACAGAUCAGAAAACCCAAUGUUCCUUUUCAGUAACUAUGGUGGAUUAUGUGUUCUGAAUAAAGUUUGAUGUCUGUUCACAGUUCGCUGCUCCCCCAUGCAAUCUUUAAUUCAACACGGGUCUGAAUUGGGAGCAGCAAACAUGGAGCGGACAUGACCUUUUUUC